CCUAGUACUGGUUCCAAGGAAACAAGUGUAGUGAACUUAGUUGUGAUUCCUUCUGUCCUCAAGUUAUGGCAUUUGCUCCACCAAGAGCCCUUGGAGCUCGCAGUGUCCAAUCUUUAGAAGAAUACAACACUCCUCGAGCACCGCUCCGGCGGCAAGUGUCUCUGGAUGAGGAAAGGAGAGAUGACUGCCAGGGUCACUGGAAAGGGCCUUAUCUUGAGGGUGAGGAAGAGGAAAAAGGGGUCAGGUUAUUCAGGGCAAUGCUGUUACAGCAUCUUAGACUUGAGGAGUUGCGACCGCCACCUUGUAUGAUCGUUCCUGCUAAUCCGGAUGAAAGGGGCUGGUGGAUGUAUUGGAGAGACUGGAGAGCUCUUGAGCGUGCUGCUCGUAGGUUUAGGGAAACUAAGGCCAGAGCUAGACUGGCAUCAAGAGCUGAACACAUACCUCUGUUGUGCCUAGAUGAGGUGGAGUUUGAAGAUAUCAUGCAGGAGAUAUGCCAGGCUUGCGUUCACAUAGAGCAGCGAGCAUUAGUGGUGAUGGCAUUCCUAUGCGAGGUGGUAGCCCGAGCAGUAAGAGUCGGAGGUUGGUGCAGGGCAGCGGACUGGGCUGCCAAGCAUGUAGCCCAGUGUGCAACGCCAUGGGCUAUCAGGCAUGGAGGAUGGAGUGCUGUGGUAGAACGUGCUGGCGGUUCGCGAAGAGAAGACACACUUAUAGCUGGUGCGGCCAUCGCAGCUUUAUUGGCGUUUUUACUAUUUUGUCGUACACGAAUUCGCCAUGCGCUCCUUUGAAGUCUUUAGUUGUAAUGAUGGUGGAAAGCAGUGAUAGCUUAAUGGGAUAGACGUCGGCCUGCCUUUUUGGGGGGACCUAGUUCGAUCUAUCUAGCUCUAACAUGAAAUAUCAUGGAGUGUUUUACGCAAUUAAAUUUCACUUGCUUUAUCGGAGAAUGAGGAUAUCGUGUGGAAACCAACAUGCCUUUUUUUUUUGUUUUGGCGUGGCGGAAAAGCUUGAUGGCUACCUCCGACCCUUGGGCAGGAUGGAUGUUAUAUGGGACUCCCCCCUCUAAAGGGGGUAUUCCCAAAAUAAAAACCACCACGGCAUGCCCCUCUUGUUUGUAAGACGCCCGGGGAACCCGUUGUAUACCUUCUGGACGAAAAUCCAAAAAGCCCAAAAUGCUGAUAAUUGAAUCCCUCUUUUAAGACCUCAGCGCUCACCGCUACGCCAGGGAAGUCGAUAACCAACAUUCCUGAGUUUUUCAUAAUGAUCUCAAAGGCGAGUGAAGUCUAUCAAUCCGCAGCUGUUCCAGGAUAUCCUUUCUCAUUAUUAGAGCAGAAACGUGCCCUGAAGUCGACCGGUAUUUGUUCACAAUGAUGGUGAAGUUCUUCCUAAAGUUUACACCGACUACGCUGCGGAAAGAUGAUGUGGCGAGAUCAUGAUUUAUCCAAAACUAGUCUCGAUAGUUCAGUGGAUUGAAAGUGGACCGAAACUGUUCCACAGUUAAGUCAGUUGAGCCUUGUCCUCCUACAGUUAUACAAACACUGUUGCUAACCCAAACUGAUAAUGUUGGGUUUUUAUCCACAGGUGAAUUUGAAAAGAAAUAAUAAUAUAAAGAAACAAUAGGUAGGUGUACUAUUCAAAUCACCCAUUUGCCAAACCUUGCUUUAUCAAAUUAUUGUUAUUUAUUAAUAUUGCUUUAUCUAACGAUUACGACGAAACAAGUAACGUAAGUAACACUUGCGAUAGGUAAUAAAAAACUUUUAUUUUACUUAAAUAACUUGUCGU
Molecule: messenger RNA, 1776 nt
Organism: Pararge aegeria (speckled wood butterfly)
Lineage: Eukaryota; Metazoa; Arthropoda; Insecta; Lepidoptera; Nymphalidae
Exons: 5
Coding region: 66-785 (239 amino acids)
Biological process (GO): regulation of apoptotic process
Source: RefSeq, a predicted model, not a curated record